AUGCCCAAGAACCUCCCCCUCGGCCUGGGCGGCCUCGUCUUGCUGGCCACGUCCAUCCUGUUCCUCUUCUUCACCAUCCUCGCCGGCGUCAGCAACUCGACGCCGCUCAACAAGACGUACUUCCUGCGCGCCGACACCAGCGGCAUCACGGGGGCCCGGGCCUCGUCCCAGUGGACCUACUUCUACGUCUGCGGCGACGGCAACCUCGACUGCACCGGCGCCAAGGCCGCCAUGCCCUUCGGCUGGGCCUGGGCCAGCGGCGCCAGCAACGUGCCCGACGGCCUGGGCGGCAGCUACGGCUCCGGCACCACCUCGUACCACUUCUUCUACCUGUGGCGCUUCGGCUGGGUCUUCUUCCUCAUCACCCUCUUCUUCGAGGUCCUGGCCUUCUUCUCGGGCUUCCUGGCCUGCUGCGGGCGUCUAGGCGCCGCCCUCAGCUUCUUCGUCGCCGCGCUUGCCCUCGUCUUCCACACCGUCGCCUCGUCCCUCUUCACCGCUACUUUCGUCAAGGCGCGCGACCGGUUCCACGACGCCGGCCGCGACGCCUCUCUCGGAGCGUACGGCUUCGGCUGGGUCUGGGGCAGCUACGCCGCGCUCCUGCUUGCCACCAUUCUGUUUGCCCUGGGCAUCCGGGGCGACGGCAGCAGCGGAGGCGUCUUUGGCCGCAAGCCUAGCACGCGAUCCCUCGAAGGCCGCCGGGUCAAGGACGAAUACUCCUAA
This is a messenger RNA of Ustilaginoidea virens, 720 nucleotides long. RefSeq lists its product as uncharacterized. The coding region runs from base 1 to 720 and encodes 239 amino acids. Gene Ontology annotation, cellular component: membrane raft; plasma membrane; cell cortex. The transcript is spliced from 2 exons. Gene Ontology annotation, biological process: septin cytoskeleton organization; endocytosis; fungal-type cell wall organization. The record is from RefSeq and is a predicted model, not a curated record. Lineage: Eukaryota; Fungi; Ascomycota; Sordariomycetes; Hypocreales; Clavicipitaceae.